This is a messenger RNA of Photinus pyralis (common eastern firefly), 3047 nucleotides long. Its product is annotated as probable G-protein coupled receptor Mth-like 5. Gene Ontology annotation, molecular function: G protein-coupled receptor activity. The transcript has 6 exons. Gene Ontology annotation, cellular component: membrane. The record is from RefSeq and is a predicted model, not a curated record. Bases 1451 to 2854 code for a protein of 467 amino acids. Gene Ontology annotation, biological process: cell surface receptor signaling pathway; G protein-coupled receptor signaling pathway. NCBI's taxonomy places the organism in Eukaryota, Metazoa, Arthropoda, Insecta, Coleoptera, Lampyridae.
CACAGUCCAGCUUCAACUGAACUGCGCCACACGGGCCGCGUCCGCUUUUACCAUAAGCCCAGCAUCGCAGUCCUCGUCGUUUUGUUCGUUGCUGCUCCAUUAGCCUUCUAGCUUUUCGUUCUUUUCUUCUGUACCAAUUACCACGACACGUUUUCUUUGCAGCAUUAAACUCCAGGGCAGGCACCUAAGCAUUGUCCAAGAUUUCAUGUCGAGCAAGUUUCAAAGCCUGUUGCGUUUCCACAUCGCGAACACCAUCGAUGAAUGUCUGCACCGUUAGCUGCUCUAUAAAGCUUUUUUCGGCUUGAAUUCUGCGUAAUAAACCUGCUGCAAAUGUUUGUCACCAUAUCGAGCUUCCAACCGUGGUACAAUUUGCGCGAAGUCCUAAAUGCAUCGAUAAUGUAAAUGUAUGUCAAAUAAAAAUAAUUCACUGACUGACAUACUAAUUUAUUUUCGCCGUUUAUCUUGACGUGUAAGUGGACACGUGCUCCUGUGCCCUUUAGGACAAGCAGCCACUCAUUAGGAAAGGAAGGAAGAUUUAUUUUGCGGGUUCGAAAUUUGGCUUUGUCAAGAUCUAGGAUACGCAAAUGAAUUAGUUCAUUUUUAAUAUUUAAAACAUCAUACACAUAUCAACGUAAUUAUGAUAAAAUAUAUAAAUCAUUUGACCAGUACGUUUGAUUAGAACAAAUAACAGGGCAUCGAUAGUAUCAUACAAAUGUAUUGGAAACUGUUCGCCAACAAUUGUUAAUUUUGUCCACUAAUUAUUCACUAAUUACCUGCUUAUUCCCUAAAAAUGAUGUCAUUAUAGAAAAACGCAGGAAAAAUGUUGGCUACACCUAUUCAAUAAAUAAAAAAUUCAUAAUGUAAUAUGAUGUGCAUUGUUGGUGGUCUAACCACUUGCAAUAAAAUUGGAAUCUAAAUUGACUAUUGCGGAGUGUACGUAUCGAAAGCUGAGUUUACAUUGUAAAUGCAUAUCGACAAUUAGAAUGUAAGUAGUUUGGUAGUUCCCCAUUACAAAGUGAAACCAAUCAAUUUAUAAUAGUUACAAAUUCAAUGGUGAAACGACAAGCGACACGCAAAACAUGUUUAGGGUCACUGAUUGUGUGUAAUCAUACGGUUGUAUCACGUGACAUUUAAACAAAACAACGGUGGAAAGUGAAAACAUGAAAUAUGAGAAUUGCGGCAUCUGCACAUUGUUCGUUUAAAAAAGUGGAAAUUAUAAACUCCAUACCUACACCAAAACGACCACGGAGCAACUGCUGUUAAAAAUCGUUGAAGCGCAGAGGCACAAGGAAAUUAAGCGGUUAAUGGAUUGUUGUCAUCAUAAAGUGAUUGAAAUAAAAAUUGAAUUACAAUAUGAAUGAGUCAUCUACAAAGAUAUGUAAUGUUCAAUAUUUGCAAUUUCAAUUUACCCAAAACAGGUAUUCCCUAAUUAUUAAUAGUUAACCUCAAAAUGUUAAGAAUGGCAUCAAAAGCAUUAGUGAACUACUUGUGGUUGACCAUUUUAAUCAAAUUUGUAAAUACGAUAGAAUUGCAACAUUACAUAUCGCACAAACCCGAAAUAAAAAUAAACAAAUGUUGCGAGCCGUUUGAAAUCCUACUUGACGACCGUUGCACUCACAUCAACAAGACCAACGAAACGAUAUGGCAUCCGAUGUUUACCAGUGAGAAUGGCAAAAAGCAGAAUGUGCAGGUGGAUUACAUAAUCGUUACAGGAAAUCCAGAUUGUGGAUCAAUGCAAAUAUGGCACAUUUAUUACUAUCAGGAAUCGACAGACGUUUUGCAAUUGUUACCGAAUGGUGCGUUGAGGCACUACCCGCAUUAUGUGUCGCCCGAGGAAGAUCUUAAUAGGGAAAUUAUGUAUCACGACUAUCCACCUGGGAAAUAUUGCAUGGAAAAGCAUGUUAAAGGCUCAUUGGUAAGUGAAUACGCUUCAGUUUGCGCACCAGAGCAUCGCACAGACUGGACAAGUUCGCCGUUUUUAAUGCGCAACAUAAUAAGCCCAAUUACGCAUGGCAUCAGCAUGGCUUGUUUUUUGACCAUCGCUAUAAUUUACUUUAUAAUGCCUACGCUACGCGAUUUGGUGGGCAACAUAAUUACCACGAUUUGCGUGUGCUUAAUCGUGAGUCAGGCGGCCGACACGAUUCGAUUACUAACAGUAUUCACUAACCACGUCAGUAUAAUCGCAGCAGAAACGCUUUGCUACAUAGCCUUGUUAGGUAGCUUCUUUUGGCUUAAUAGCCUCGGAUAUUAUGUAUGGAAGACAUUUAAAUCGCGUAAUGUGUUUUUACGCAUUACUGAUGGCAAAAAAUAUUGUUACUAUUCUGCUUAUGCUUGGAGUUGCACAAUUGUAAUGGGGGCGCUGGCUUUAUUUGCCCAUUACACUAUGGACUACCAAGAGAAGAGCAAAUCGAAAUUCGAAUACGAACAAGAAACUAUUGGGUCACUAGGUAUUAUAAUAUUCUUUGUGCCAGUCUCUUUUACAGUAUUAGUAAAUGUAUUCUUUUUUGUAACGACACUCAAAAUAUUAAAUCGAAUGAAUACGUACGGACGAAUACAUCACAAGUUAAAGCAUAGUUUUCGCAUGUUUUUAUUAUUAUUUUUGGUAAUGACAUUGACAUGGUUGUUUUUCUUAUUAUCGUUUACUCGAUUUGAAGGCCUUGUAUACUGUUACAUCGUAAUUAAUGCAUUACAAGCACCUUUAUUUCUGUACAUAUGUGUGGUAAAUCAAGCCCAUGUCGCAUUCUUAGUACAAAAAACUUGUUGUUACACCAACUGCGCAUGCGCAUGCUGUAAGCCUAAUCCCGAAUGUGAAUGGGGCGACGAGAUGACUGCUAUGAAUACGGGAGCAUAUUAAUUUUAGGUGUUUUAUUUGUGAGGGUGACAUUUUUUUUAAUUUAUAAUUUUAUUUAAGACUAAUUCUUGUUUGAGAAAUGCCUGAUCUGAUUUUUAAUCUCGUAAAAUCUUAUACAAAUAGCUGUAAGUUUAAAAUCUAAUAUAUUUUUUUUAUUUUCUUAUGUACUUGAAAUAAAUAAAGUAAAUGAAAAUCG